Molecule: messenger RNA, 1542 nt
Organism: Thecamonas trahens ATCC 50062
Lineage: Eukaryota; Apusomonadida; Apusomonadidae
Product: DNAJC11 protein
Exons: 4
Coding region: 1-1542 (513 amino acids)
Biological process (GO): cristae formation
Source: RefSeq, a predicted model, not a curated record
AUGUCACUCGACGAGUCGUUCGACCAUUUGGGCCGUGGCUCGCGCCUCGAGUUCGACUCUGACAAUGAUUCUGACGAUGGUGGCCUCCUGGGCUCCACAGCUGGCGACAUUGACUUUUAUACAGUCCUCAACGUAGAGCGAACGGCGAGUGCGGAUGAGAUUCGUAGGGCGUAUCAUCGUAUGUCCAAGUACUUGCACCCGGACAAGCAGGGAGCAUCCGAGGCCUUUCUCCGGGUGGCCAAGGCGUACAAGGUGCUGAGCGACGAGCGGCAGAGAAUGAUCUACGACUUGUUUGGGGAGAAGGGACUCGAGACGUCAUGGGCUCUGGCAGAGACGCUCAAGACGCCUGAGGAGAUGAUGCGAGAGCCGUCGUCGAGCCGUGACUUGGCAGUCGAGCGCCUGCUGGUCACCCAGUCGGUCACUUCGCACAUCUCCUCGCGCGACGCACUGGAGAUCUCAGGCUAUGCCAUGGCCCGCAACGGGCUCGGCGUUGGCGGCGUCGACGUCGGCCUUCGCAGGCAACUCACAGCCAAGACCUGGGGCAAGGUCUCGAUGGGCAACCAGGCCUCGCGGCUUGUUCUGCACUCGGACUUUACCGAGUACGCCUUUGGCGAGGCCAUGGCCUCGUACUCGUGCCGGCCCAACUCGCCGGCCGGCUUUGACUGGGCACUGCUCCUCGGCCGUCAGAUGACCGAGGCCUUUCUGGCCACGGUCUGCUUCCGGUUCGGCCUCCGCGACUCGGUUGAGGUUGCCGUCACCUCGAACGGUAGCAAGGCCGAGUCACAGGCCCGCGUCUCGGUUGAGGUCUCGCCCGACGACCUCUCGUUGAGCAUCAAGUAUGGCCGCAAGCUCUCGAGCUCGUCGACCGCGCUCGCCGAGGCUUCGGUUGCCAUGCGCGGCGGCGCGAGCGUGUCGCUCGGCGCCGAGCGCGCCGUCUCUCGUCGGUCCAAGGUCUCGCUCGAGCUCGGGCUUUCCGCCACCGAGGGCGUGACCCUCGAGCUCGGCGUCAAGCGCGCCGGCUUUGCCUUUUCGUUCCCGGUCCUCCUCUAUCCGUCGCUGGACCUUUGGGUGGCGGCCGGCGCAGCAGCGCUGCCGAGCGCCGCCGUUGCCGCCCUCAAGGCUCUUGUCAUCAACCCGAACAAGGAGCGCCGCAAGGCCCGCCGCAUCGCGCGCAUGCGCCGCGAGCGCCUCGAGCUCACCCUUGAGCGCGCCGCCGCCGUCGCCGAAUCGAUGAAGACGCUGGCGCCUGUUGCUGCUGAGCGCCGCGAGCGCGAGUCCGCCAAUGGCGGCCUGGUCAUCGAGCAGGCCUGGUACGGCAACAUUGAGGGCAUCACGCCGCACACACCGUCGCCGCACUUUCCGCAGUUCAUCCCUCUCUUUGUCCGCUACCUCUUCCACGGCGUCCUCCACGAGGUCAUCAUCGACGACGACGAGCCGCUUGUCCUCGCCGACCGCGCCCAUGUCGUCGACGACCCGACAACCACUCUAUGGCAUCCGGUCGUCCCGCCGGCCGGCGGGCCCGAGUACCCGGCCAAGGAAUGA